CUGGAGCGCCCAGAAAGCAUUUCAGUCUGUGUCUGACGUUCGAGCGCGUUGGAAGUGCCGGGAGAUUGUGGCCAAAGGAGAUUAUUUUUAUACAAACUGUCUUAUAUACACACAUCCUAUAUAUACAAAUCGGAAUAUUAAAUAUAGAGAGAGAGCGAGUAUUGUAACUGGAGCACAGGGAGCAAUGGAUCUGAAUCUGGGUUUCGGCGACAAGCUCAAGUUGGGCGCCAAAGCCAUCGGCCAUAAGGUUACCCAGUACAGGCUCAGCACGGGCAAGACCAAGGAGCUGGCCACAAAGUAUGGCCAGCUGAAGGGUCAACAGCGCAGGACCUUCUACGACGGAGAGACCUACUACUCCUUCGAGGGCAUCCCCUUCGCCCAACCACCUGUGGGUGAGUUGCGAUUCCGCGCCCCCCAACCAUCCAGCGCCUGGAAGGGCGUCCGGGACUGCACCUAUGCCCGGGAUAAGCCCAUGCAACGGAAUGUCAUCACAACCACGGCCGAGGGCUCCGAGGACUGCCUGUAUCUGAACGUCUAUGCCAAGAAACUCGAGUCGCCGCAACCACUGCCGGUGAUGGUAUGGAUUUAUGGGGGUGGCUUUCAGAUUGGCGGAGCCUCUCGCGAAAUCUAUGGACCCGACUACUUCAUGAAACAUGAUGUCAUCCUAGUCACCCUUAACUAUCGCGUGGGCGCUUUGGGCUUUCUCAGUCUCAAGGACGAGGGCCUGAAAGUUCCCGGCAAUGCGGGCCUCAAGGACCAAAUACUGGCCCUGCGCUGGGUCAAGGAGAACGUGGCCAGUUUCAAUGGUGAUCCCGAGAACAUAACCCUCAUGGGUGAGUCGGCUGGGGCGGCUUCUGCGCACAUCCUGAUGCAAUCGGAGCAAGCACGUGGCCUCUUCCAUCGGGCCAUAGUCCAGUCCGGAUCGGCUUUGUGUGAAUGGGCGACGCAACAGGAUCGGAACGGCGUCCGAAGGCUGGCCAAGAAGUUGGGCUUCUCUGGGAAUCUGGAGAGUGAGGAGGAGAUCUUGAAGUUCUUCCAACAGGUGCCGGCCGGCAAGUUGGCCGUCCACUGCAAUGCGAUUGUCACCCAGGAGGAGGAACGUGACUAUGAGAUUAUAGCCUUUGGUCCUGUCAUCGAGUCAUAUGUGGGGGAAGAUUGCGUCGUGCCGAAGCCCCAGCAGGAGCAGCUGUCCCAGGCCUGGGGCAAUGAGAUUCCCAUGAUCAUAGGCGGCACCUCCUUCGAGGGACUCUUCUCGUACCAGAGCACCCUGAAGGAUCCAACGCACAUGCUGAGCGCCUUCGAGGCGAUUAUUCCGCGGAAGAUACGCGACAGCAUCGACAAGGACGAGCUGGGGGAGAUGGUGAGGCGGCUGAAGUCCUCCUACUUCGAUGACCCGGAGAGGGCCAGCAUGGAGCUGUUCGAGUGCCUGCACAUCCUGAGCAUCAAGAACUUCUGGCACGACAUCCACCGGACUCUGCUGGCCCGGCUGGCCUACGCCCCAACCUCGCCCACCUACCUCUAUCGCUUCGACAUGGACUCGUCGCACUUCAACCAGUACAGGAUCAUCAAGUGCGGCAAGAAGGUCAGGGGAGUGUGCCACGCGGACGAUCUGUCCUACAUGUUCCAUGGCCUGCUCUCCACCAAGCUGGACAAGGACUCGCCCGAGUACCGCACCAUAGAACGGAUGAUCGGCAUGUGGACGUCCUUCGCCACCAACGGCGAUCCCAACUGCGAGGUUAUAGCGCCCUUGAAGUGGGAUCCCCUGAAGCCCGGUGGUCCCGAGCUAUGCCUCAACAUAGCCGAUGGUCUGGAGUUCAUACCGCUGCCGGAAAGCAAACAGUUUGUGGUCUGGGACAGUUUCUACACCCGGGAGAGUCUCUAUUGAGCGCCUCCAGCAUGAAUUUUAAAGAACAAACUAUAUUUUGUAAUAUUUAUCGGCCCAUACCAAAUAUCUCGCUUUAAAUGUUAUAUAUGUUUUGAACAAAUGCGUGAAAGUACAAACCAAAAUCAAAGGUAAUCUAUUAGCUUUAUGGAAUCAGGUAAAAGAUUAACAAACAAUAAGGACUCGGCACUCAUAAAAUUUAUCUUUCUUUAAUUAUGACGUAAAAUAUUGACCCAUAAACUGAAUUCUUUCUGCCUUUUUUAUGAUUUUUGGCAACGUUUUCGGUUUGGAAUUGAUUUGCCAGCCGGUUCUACCCGGUUCUAGUGUCUGGGUCGUGUUCUCGUAUCUCUUAUUGACUUUUUGGCAGCCGGCCAGGAAAUUCGCGAAAGCCAAGGGAAUACCGCAGGUCAUUCUUGUCAAUCCAAUAAUCGGGUCUUCUUUCCUGUUUUUGUUCUACUUUUCUCUUGUUUUGUUUUCUUCUGAUUUUAUUUUCUUGAUCCAUUCACAAACCUCCUAAAUUAAUGGAUGUCGGUGGGUUUUUAGGAUUCAGGGGAACUGUCGAGAGUCUCAGGUCAUUUUAUUGAGAAUUUUAUAAUGUUUACCCUGGCACUUAUAUGAUUUAUUGUUUAAAGUUGAAACUUUAAAUGUAUUUUUAACCAAACGAGGUACGAGAGUUGAAUUAAUUUGCACAUUUAUGCGGAGCUUAAUUAUUGAACAAAAAAACCGGUUUUUUGAGGCAUAGCGAUGGGGGAUACCCCUUAAAUGGUUUUGUUUCUAAAAUUUUUACUAAACACAAAUGCCUUAAAACAAAUCUACGAAUUUUUACGAACAAAAAGCAUUUAUAAAUGGUGUGUUUUUUAAUUAAUACUUUUUAUAUAAUAAUAUUAAUAUUUAUUUACAAUAAAAAUAAUAAACUGUGAAAUUGUGAAAAGCAA
Drosophila ananassae is the source of this 2817-nucleotide messenger RNA. RefSeq names its product esterase B1. The record is from RefSeq and is a predicted model, not a curated record. The transcript is spliced from 2 exons. Bases 185 to 1885 code for a protein of 566 amino acids. Lineage: Eukaryota; Metazoa; Arthropoda; Insecta; Diptera; Drosophilidae.